Messenger RNA from Leptomonas pyrrhocoris, 1274 nucleotides. Its product is annotated as Haloacid dehalogenase-like hydrolase-like protein. The transcript has a single exon. The coding region runs from base 279 to 1274 and encodes 331 amino acids. Lineage: Eukaryota; Euglenozoa; Kinetoplastea; Trypanosomatida; Trypanosomatidae. The record is from RefSeq and is a predicted model, not a curated record.
GCAUCCGCUCAAACGAACGAUUUAUCACAGGGACCAUUCAUUCAGCUGAUCUUCAGUGCAGCGGAAGUAAAACAAUUAUUUGAGGUCUUCUUUUGCUGCUCUCGUCCUUGAAGAAAAAUCUCAAGAAACAAUACGAAGCACAUUGCUAACGUUGAUCGUUCAUUCACUUUUUUACUUUUCAUGAACAUGAGUUGCGCGAUCAGUUAGUGACGAUCAUACAACCCCCACCGAAAACUGACAAUUCUAUUUCCCUCUCCCAAAAAAAAAAAAACACAAAAAUGACAACCUCAGUCCGGUACGUCAUCGCCGACAUGGACGGGACGCUCCUGUCGCCCGACCACGUCAUCAGCGACUACACCCGCGAUACCCUUAAAGCCCUCGUGCACAAGCACGGCGUCACGCUCAUUCUGGCUACGGGCCGCAACGCGGCGGACAUCAAAAUCGUCUCCAACAAUCUGCGAAAAUACAUUUGGGGAGAAGACAUCACUUUGGACCGUCCUUCAUCGCCCGCCAGCCCGUCUCGGGCACCCAUGAUGUACCUCCUCACGUCCAACGGCGCCAUCGCACACAACGCCGUCACGCACGAGCUGGUCUUCCAGACCUGUGUGGACCCCGCCAUCGCGGAGAAGCUCUACCGACUCUUGCCGGACAGCGAAGAGGUGGUGAAUACGAACGUGUACCAGCAAGAGGACUGGAUCUGCCGCAUCGACUGGCCGGAGAUGCUGACGGUGCACAAGGAAAGCGGGAUUCAAUUUAUCCACGUGCCAAAUGCGCCGCCGCGGUCUGCGGAGCCGGUGCCGAGCAUGGCGCCAAGCGGGUGGAACCGCGGCGUGGCCGUGGGCAACUACGACAACAUCUCGAAGGUAUUCUUCAUCACCGAUGACGAGGCACGUCUUCCUUCAUUGGCGGAAGAGGUGCAGAAGAUUGCGGUGUCGUGCGGCGGCAACCCCGUCUCGCUCACCUUCUCGGCAUCCGACUGCAUGGACAUCAUGGCAGAGGGCGUGUGCAAGGGUCAGGCGCUUCGCAAACUAUUCAGCGUGCUUUUGUCGCCGAAGGAAGGGAGAGACGUGGUGGCGGAAGCGUUGGAGGCGUCGAUUGCGUUUGGCGAUGGGCUGAACGACGCAGAAAUGCUGACGGAGGUGGGCAAGGGCUGUGUCAUGGGCAACGCGAGUCCGAAACUCAAGGCGCUGCAUCCGGAACUGGAGGUGGUGUUGCGGAACGGCGAGGAUGGUGUGGCAAAGAAACUGCGCAGUGUGUUUGGCAUUCCCCUGUAG